Messenger RNA from Neodiprion fabricii, 2954 nucleotides. RefSeq lists its product as uncharacterized. The record is from RefSeq and is a predicted model, not a curated record. Lineage: Eukaryota; Metazoa; Arthropoda; Insecta; Hymenoptera; Diprionidae. The transcript has 8 exons. Bases 136 to 2418 code for a protein of 760 amino acids.
GUCACGCUAUGAGGUCGGCCGAUACCAGACGCGUUCCGUGUCUUAGAUUCGUGCGGUACGCAAUUCGUUGAUUCCUGUAAAAGGUUUAUCCUACAAGGUGCAGUCGAGUAAAACUGCAUCAGGUGCAACAAUGCGAUGGGCGAGACCAAGAAAAAGGAUCAGCCCACCAAAAGACGACGGCAGCUCUGCGGGUUGGGCAAGUCUUCCUCCGACUCUGAGAUAGCGCGAGGCAAGGGCAAAGAGCGAUGGCCAUUCCCACAGAGUCUGACGGUGGACGAGCUCGCUCGUUAUCGCCGAAGACGGGUCCAGGGUCGGCCCAAAGACAGCCUCUGCAGGGCGGAAGGCUCCCUCGGGAAUCUCAUCACCGAGUAUCGCAGGGCGUUCCGUGCUAGUAGCGAGGACAUCUGGAAGGAGCGUGCCGCCGCGGGAUUUGUUCCUGAUUCACUCAACCAUCACGAUGAUCCGAGUCUCCUGACGGAACGAGCGAUAAUCAAGGCGGAAGAAAGGAGCAAGGAACCGGCGUGCAAUCCGGAGGUUGCUGACGCUCAAGAAGUUAUGGAAAUGAAAACUGAAAGUUCGCGAUUUGUACCUCAUUUGAACGCUCCAGGUCGGCCACCGCUCUUACGGAGGGGCACUAGUCUGAAACACGAGGGAAAAUUCAUCGCCGACACGGAACAGUCGUGCUACGUUGCCCACGAGGGUGUUCACCGCGCGGAAUUGGCGCGGCGACCGACGUCCCUGAGGAUGGAAGGUGACAUGAGCAUGAUGUCGGAGAAUUGCGAGAAAUUCAUCGAAUGGCUCAACGUGAGUCGCCCGGAACUGGCCAGACUUCCGACUCAUCUCAGGCUGGAGGGUGACUUCGAAACUUCGACCGAAAACCACGAGAAAUACGUGCCGUUCGUCGGUGCGAGAAGACCGGAAAUACUCAGGCAGAGCGCAAACUUGAAAAUGGAGGGAGAGUCUCGCCACAUUCCGGAAUACAAGGACGUAUUUAGGAAUCACAAUCUGAGCGGGAAACGUUCUUUGAAGAAACCGGAAACGCAUCUGACGACCGAGGGUAAUUUUUACAAUACGACCGAGACGUCGGAACAAUUCGUCAACCCGCGAUCAGUCGGCGAGGCGAAUUUGGACGGCGAAGAAAACCGAAAGCUAGACACGGAUGACGAAGAUGACGUGGAGGAUUUGACCAAUACGGACAAGAUUGAACGCCUUGCCGCGGAUAUGAACGAACCGAAAGGACCGCCUCUCGAGAUUCCGGAGUACAGGGAUGCCUUCAAGGAUUUCCCAAGAGAGCGUCCGAGGCUGAUGAAGCCUGACGACGAGAUCGGUAGAUCGGACGGUUCUAAGAUAUCGUCGUCGUCACCGACGCGUGCGAAAUUCAGCACGAAAAUCGACAUGGACCCCGAGUACAAGUCCAAGUAUUUAGACUACUCCAAGGACUCGCCGGUUUACCGGAAACCGCCGUUAGCGUUGCGGCCCUCGGGUAGAAACAGCGGUCUGAUCGACAGCGUUGAGAGAACAGCGCGGAAUUUGGGUAGCGGAAACCGAUCGUCGAGACCGCGGAACGACGCAAGAGAUGAGAAUUUCCGCCAAAAGUUGUUCGAGGCUACGACCGAAGUGCGGUCGCAGUACGUUCCGUACGGAAAUAUUCCGCGGGUCGAGUCGGUCAAAAUGCCGGCCCACUUGCAGCUCGAGGGUAGCAUCGACUUGCAGCCCGAGUAUCGGAACGCCUACUGCACCCAAAGGAAUCACCACUUGCCGACGGGAGAGCCCAGGAUGCAUCGCAGACGCGAAAGAAGCUCCAGCGAGUCGAGGCGUAGGGACAAUUAUUGGACCAACAAUAACAACACCGAGAAUUUCGGCCGUCCGAAUCCCGGAGACGACCAAGACGCCUUCCAGGUAUUGCAGACGAGGGUCCAUGAGGACAGCCUCGUUGGAAAACCACCGUCUGGCAGUCGGAGAGGAUCGUUGGGCCUGCAGCGUCCGACGACGCACGUCGAAGCGACGGAUCCGUCGGUCCUGCGACGACGCUCGCCGAGUCCUACGUACCGGCUGCACGUCUGUAACGUGGACGACGAGCCGCGUGGUUUUGGCCGCAACAGACAUCCAGGUCCUGGAGUAGUUCCAGCGGAGGUUUUACCGUCAGAGAAUGAAAGUAUAAUCUACAACCCUAAGAGUCAGAGGCCUUACUCGCCGAGCUUUGGGAGGGAGGAUCCCAAGUCUUUCGUUGUCCUGCAGGACAACGAUUCGGCACAGGCGAACCGCGACCCGGUUACUUCUCGCGGGCGAAGUCGCGCCACUUGGAAACCGAACAUUGAUAAAAUUCCUGGAAAUGUAUUGGGCAGGGAAUUAAUCGGAGGCAGCAGUAGGACGCCUAAAAGUUGGAUGCGCCCCUGGUACGACAACGCUGGCAACUGAGAAGUUCCAAGACAAGAUAAUUUAAUGAACUGCGUUUUCAGGCCAGAUUUCUAUCACCGAUAUCCGUAGAAAAUAGGUAUAUUCAUACGAGGCUAAGGCGGAUCCGUAUUUUUGCUCUCUAAAAGACGGGGAGAACGUCGAGGUAAAAUAAAUAUAAGAGAGAGAACAACGACAACGCGCUUGUAUUAGAGAUUUUAGAAGCAAAUUUACACAUGAUAAAGUAAUCGUUGUUUUAUAUAAUAUAUAUACCAAUAAAGUGUAGUGAAUAUGUAUAAUUCAAAUGCAGGGUACGUAUACCUGUAUUCAAAGGAUAAUUAAGAUUCCAGAUUUUCUAAUCAAUUUACGCGCAACAUUAUACACAUUUCAAAUUCCUUCCAUAGGUACGUAUAAUAUAGUAGUAUAAUGAUAGACUUGUAUAAUUUGUUAUAGUCGCUGAUAUUUUAUGAAGAUGUGUUUAUACGCCGAUUUGAAAUUUAAAGCAAAAGAAACGGACAAAAAAAACCUUGAAAGAAGCUGCGAAAUCAAGAUUAUAAACA